Messenger RNA from Colletotrichum siamense, 2091 nucleotides. RefSeq names its product Zinc finger protein 701 (gene ZNF701). Gene Ontology annotation, cellular component: nucleus. The record is from RefSeq and is a predicted model, not a curated record. Gene Ontology annotation, molecular function: RNA polymerase II cis-regulatory region sequence-specific DNA binding; DNA-binding transcription factor activity, RNA polymerase II-specific. The transcript has 3 exons. NCBI's taxonomy places the organism in Eukaryota, Fungi, Ascomycota, Sordariomycetes, Glomerellales, Glomerellaceae. Gene Ontology annotation, biological process: regulation of transcription by RNA polymerase II. The coding region runs from base 1 to 2091 and encodes 696 amino acids.
AUGGACGGCCUGGGCAACCAUGGCAUCCAUGAGCAUCUUGGCCUCAGGGGAGAGACAGAAGAAUAUUACCAACUGCAAAUGGAGCAACAUCAGCACGCCCAGCACUUCCAGGGCCACGCACACAACCACCUUCAUGGUCUGGUGAAUGAUCCUUUCCUGCCCUCCUACCACGACGACACCUGUUUAGACUUGGGCCCAGGACAUACACAUACCCACGGUCCCACCAAGAGUCAUCAACAAACGAUGAAUCAAGCCCAUCACGGUCGCAGCAUGAGCAUGGCUGCUAUAUCAACCAACAAUCUCUCUACGCCUCACACACCAGACAUUAGCGUUUUCGGCCCCUUCGUCUCGAACUAUACCAUUGGCGUGACGCCGGAAAGCAAUAUGACCUUCGAUCAUCACAAUGCAAUGUCUGUGGAUUGGAUGACGGCCUAUCAAGAGCAGCAACAGCAGCAGUUGAUGGGCUAUCAAGAAGAGCAGCUGCAGCAGUCAAGCCCCGCGAUGCCUAGCAACCAUUCUGAUUGUGACGAGUCCGAUUCCUGCGCAAUGCAAUGCCCCGACAGCCGCUGCGAGCAGGGCGUUGCCUGCAACAACAAGGAUUGCGCCGAGUCUCCUUGUCUCUCUAGUUUCUCUGAUUGCGACGACCCUGAGUGCGAGGGAGACGUCUGUAGCGAACCAGACUGUUUAGCGCUGGACGGGCCCUCACUGAAGGCUGCAGAGUCUCUCAUUUCGUUGGAGUCGAGGCCGGCGCAGUCUUCGUCCCAGCCGCCUUCUCAGCCCUUCUCAGGCCAGGGCACUCCCCAUGGACUGCCGGCUCAUUUAACGAUGCAGUCAGUGAACCUCGGCGGCCUUUCAGAGACACCCAACUUCAAUAUGGCGCAUGGGGACUUCUACUGUUCAUCAUCUGCUAGGCACGGUAUUCCAUCCGACGGUCUCCCUAUGCCACACGCCUAUGCUUCUCAAGUCUAUACGAACGGAUCCAUCGACUUGAACGACUUGAACAACAAUAUGGACAACUUGAACCAGUUUAUCAUCCAUGCACUGGAACACCACGUCCCUGGCCCCCAUCCUGAUCGUUGUCUGGGACCUUGCUACGACACGGUCAACGGCUUGGUAUUUGAAAAGUGCCCCCUCCCAAUGGAUUCGCACUUCCACCCAGGACAAAGAGGGUUUUGCACAGAUAACUCCACGCAAGGGGAAUGUAAUGCACCUUUGCAUUCCGAACCUGGGGCUUUCUUGGAUCAUAUCAGGGAGAUGCAUCCCAUGACUAUUGAACAACACAUGAUGGAAGCAGUCUCGCAACAAACAGUUUGGCCAAGCUCCCGGGGUACUCUUCCAGCACAGAAAUCGAUCUCGAGGCGAUCACCUCUUGACAUGUCGUCGCCAACACUGUCGUCGGCUUCCGGGACACCCAUGUCGGCGGAGACUCCAGUCACGCCUGACACAGAUAUUGGACAAGCUUGCACUUGCAAAUGGAAAGUCAGUGAUGACCAGAUCUGUGGUCUUAGGCUUCCCAACGAUGAAGCUCUCCAGAAACAUUGCAAAGAAAUCCACCUGAGCGCAAUGGCCAAGCAGGCAAAGGGGUUCCCCUGUCUUUGGAGCACAUGCCCUCGCGAUACUACGUUCAACCAGAAGUCCAAGCUGGAACGCCAUAUGCAAACGCAUACAGGAUACAAACCUGUCAAGUGUGAAGUCUGUCACGCUGCACUUUCCGCCAAACAGUCGCUGGCACAACACAUGCGUAUACACACAGGAGAGAAGCCGUGGAAGUGCAAUUUCCCGGACUGCACGCAAAGUUUCAAACAGCAGAGUGCACUCACCAUGCACAAAAGAACCCACACUGGCGAAAAGCCACUAUCUUGCGAAAUCUGCGGAAAGAAGUUUGGCGAGUCCAGCAACUUGUCCAAGCACCGCAAGACUCACAACGUUAAAGGUCAGUUUACCUGCGAAGUCUGUGGCAAGGACUUCCAUCGACUGGACCAGAUGCGAAGACAUAUGAGGGUCCACGAAAACAAGGACAAGGAUACGCAACAUGGAAACGGUAGCAUGGGCCGCGUCAUUAGCGGUCGCGUUGAGAAGAACACAAAAUGA